GAUCAUGGGAAAGGCAUGAGGGUUUUUAACACAGCGCUGUGUUUCUCCAUGACUCCAGAUGCUCUCAUCGCCCUGUGGCUUCCCCACAGUUUAGAAACAGCCCUCCUGUUUACUCGACGGGAUUUUUUUUUAAGCGUUAGAGAGAGCGAGGGAGAGCGAGGGAGAGCGAGAGAGAGCGAGAGAGAGCGAGAAAACAAACUUGGCCGGUCGAGGGAGUACCUGGAGAACAGUCAACUCCAUCCUGGAGAGACACCGCAGGAACCUUGGAGGAAAUACCAGUCACUUCCUCUCCUACUGUUCUCAACAUCCUACCUUUCUUCUCGAAACACCUCCCCAUCCCGUCCACUCCUUACCCACCCUCCUUUCUCCCCACCCCACCCUUCUUCUCACUUAUUUUGCUCCGUCUCUUCCUUUCUUUUUUUUUUUCUUCUGUGUCCUCUCUUUUUUUUUUUCUUUUUUUUUUUCCCAGGCGGUAACCAAGAAGAAGUUUGGGAGCAACAGCUUCCGAUCGGCGCUGGAGAAUGGCGUUCUGUUGUGCGAGACAACCUCAACGUCUUCCUCAAGGCCUGCGGGAAGCUUGGAUUUAAGGAGGCACAGCUCUUCCACCCGGGAGACCUCCAGGACCUCUCCACCAGAGUCACAGUCAAGCGUCAAGAGACCGACAGGAGGCUGAAAAAUGUGUUGAUCACCAUUUACUGGCUGGGUAGAAGAGCUCACUGUGAGCCGCUAUAUGAUGGACCUCACCUGAACCUCAAGGCAUUCGAAGGGUUACUGGGCACCGCGCUAUCCAAGGCUCUGGAGGAGUCGUUGAGUCAGAAAGGCAGAAGUGUUAGAGACAGUGGUUUUGGAGACAGCUGGUACUCGGAGCGAGAGGAGUUCUUCCAGCUGAGAGGAGAAGGAGGAGGAGGAGGACAUAGGAGAGAAGACUCCCUGGAUAGUCUGGACUCUCUGGGUUCCCGACCUCAUAGCAUCUCGUCUGACGCCACCCUUAAAGGAAGCAGCGAGGGUUGCUGCAGUGACGCGGAGGCAGAAUCCGCCUUCAGGAUGGCUGAGAACAAGGACUCCCUCAUCUACCGCCGCUCGCUGGUGGUCGUGCCCAAGACCACCACCCAGUUCAACCAGUUCCUGCCCACCAAGGACAAGUCCUCGGGUUAUGUGCCGGCACCCCUGAGGAAGAAACGGGCUGAGCGCCACGAGGACAACAGGCGGAGCUGGGCCAGCCCCAUGUACACCGAGGAGGAUGGUACUUUCACGAGAACGGCCCAAAAGCACGACGGUAGUGACGGGAGCAAAUCAAUGAAUGACAUCCAGGUGGACCCGACUGUCGUACGGCAGGUGCGCUACGAGGAGCUGCAGAAGUAUCGCGACAAGGUGAAGGAGAGCGAGGACAAGUGGCAAGAUGACCUGACCAAAUGGAAGAACCGGCGCCGGAGUGUGAACUUGGACAUUGUGAAGAAGAAGGAGGAGAGGGAGCAGAUUGAGCAGAUCACGUACGGCGGCGGCGGAGGCGGAGGCGGCGGCGGCGGUCAGCGGAGGUCCAAGACCUUCAAGGAGAUGCAAGAGCAGAGAGAGAGCAGGGGAUCUGUCGGCAGUCGUCUUGGCUCUCUCUCUUACCUGGACGAGGACGAGGACGUGUUCGACCACCCCGUCUCCUCCCCACGCUCCCGCACCCUUCCAGCCAGGAGUUACACCAUCGACACCCCUUACUCUCAGACAGACCACUGGGUGUCCUCUCUGAGAGAGGAGGACUCCCCGGCUCCUCCCCCACAGGAAGUAGACAGGCCUGUAAGACGUGACACUGCCAUCACCAACCCUGACACCGGUACCACCACCACUACCGCUGCCACCGCUCGCCAUUCCACCAUCCACAACCCCGACCUUCUAAGCAAGGCUCCACCCAUGGAGAAGAUCACCAGCCCAGCCAAGAUGGAGAGCUCAGCCGCCACCUCUGUCUCCACGACCAGUUACCUUCCAAAGGCGACUGAGCCAUGCCGCCCCACGGUGGGCACGCAUGCUGACGAGAAGCCCCCCUCCUCCGGCUCUCUGUACAAACGGCAACCACAAUACAACUCAACGGAGUCCAAGCCUCCCACAGCGUCUCGGGUUUCUGCCUCUCUCCCCAGGAGCUACCAGAGAUCGGAUUGCGCGCGUCUCACCUCAGUCAUCGCGCCCCGGCCCUUCGGGACGCAGUCCACCCGCGUCGCCUCCCUUCCACGAGCCGUCACUAUGGACGACCCUCACAAGCGUGUGAACGGAGAUGUGGAUGUUUCCAAGAAGUCAUCCGUGCCGAGCCGCUACCACCAGUUCAUGACCUCCGAGGAUGAAGCGCGCUCCCACUCCUCUUCGGCCCACAGCAGCGAGGAUGAAGAGGAGGAUGAGGAAAUGGAAGGGAAAAACAUCAGUGCCCCUCCUCUUCCUGUGCAGAGCGUCUCACCUGUCGCCCCACAGGUCAAGAGCGAUGAGCCGGUCAGCCCCGUUCCCACCAAGGACGCCAAACAGGAGAGCUACUGUGACAUGCGGAUCAGCCUGAAUCAGAAGCCCAACAGCAGCAGAGACUUUGGUUUCCAGGCAGACUGGGACUCGACUGGGGCUCAUGUUACGUCCGUCCAGUCAGGCAGCCCAGCGGAGAUGUGCCAGCUGCAGGUCGGGGACGAGGUGCUGACUGUGAGCGGUCACAAGGUGGCUCACAUGAGCUACCCAGAAUGGAAGGCCUGCAUGGAGGAUGCUCUGCAGCAGGGCAGUCUGGUCAUUGACAUACGACGCCACGGCAAGAACAACUGGGACAGAAACCUCACUUCCCUGCCAUUUAAAAGCCAUAAGACCAUCAAUCUGACCAGUACGGAUCAUCCAAUACCUCUAGGUGCCUCGGACGCAAACACUGUCAACCCCAGCUUGGAUUUCACUUCACGCACAUCCACGGAAACGCUGGCGACCAGGGAGGCUCCCACCCAUCCGAUCAUUGAUGUGGCCUCCAACGGGCUCAAUGGGGGCUUCCGUGAACAGCCAGUGACCAUGAGAAACAAAGAGUCAGAACCCAUAGCUUUGAAAAACCUCAAACGAAGGUCAGAGUUUUUUGAACAAGGAGGCUCAGAUUCUGCACUCUCAGACGUGCCUGUCCCGUCAAUCACUCCGUCCUCCAGUCGGUGGUCUUGGGACCCAGAGGAGGAGCGCCGACGACAGGAGAAAUGGCAGAAGGAGCAAGAGCGCCUCCUGCAGGAGAAAUAUAAGCGCGAUCAGGAGAAAUUGGAGGAGGAAUGGCGUAAAGCCCAGCAGGAGAUUGCGAGCAUCGCUCACCAACAGCAGGAGCCAAUGAGCCUAAGGGCAAGCAUCCACAGCAUCAGCCCACACUCCCCCCUCUCGCCCCUCAGCCAGCCCACUUCUCCAUGGGAGGACCAGGCGGAGGAAGAAGAGAGGAGGAGGAGGGAGGAGCAGGAGCGACAAAGACAGGCGGAGGAGAAGAGGAAGAGGGAGGAGGAGGAGAAAGAGCUCCAGCGUCUUCAGAAGGAGAGGAAGAGGAGGGAGGAAGAGGAGUUAAGACGGCAGAGGAGGCGAGAGGAGGAGAAGCGGGAGGAAGAGGAAAGGAGGCAUCAGGAAGAAGCAGAGUGGCAGCGAAGGGAGCAGGAGAGAGUCCAGGAGCCUACGCCGUGGGGUGGUGUAUCCUAUGGCUUUUCCCAUGUCCAUCCUGAGAUAACAUUUACAGACAGGGCAAAGUCCAAAUCAACACCCCAGCUUGAUGAAGCGGAGAAACCAGAAGGGAAAGUGACGGGGAGUGUUGCGGGCGAGGUGUCAUGGAGGGACUCUCAGAAGAAGAGCCAGCAGUCGGUGUCUCAGGCGGAGGUGGAGAGGCAGCAGAUCCUCCAGGAGAUGAAGAAAAAGACUCAUCUGCUGACAGACAGCAGCUGGAUCCGCCAGUCUGCCGCCGCCACCAUCACCAACAAGGAACCCAUCAUCCUGCCCAUGCGUCGAGGGGAGUCUCUCGACAACUUGACCGGCCUUCGUAACUCUUGGAGGUCGUCAUGGACCCCCGGGAGCACCUCCUCCAUCCCCAACUACAGCCGGCCUCACUCCGCCCUCUCUGGCAGCACGUCCUCCUACGGUGGUGGGGUCACAUUUGGGGCCCGAUCAGGCUCCGCCACCCUUCCCUCCUCUUACUCCAUGGGAUCGGUCAGAGGUGGGGCAGGGACCCCCUCAUCCCCGUGGUCCCAGCAGUCACCUUCCCUCUCCCCCACAUACCCCUCCCCCACCACCUCUCCAGAGCCCGCCUCCGAGACACGCCUGCCUCAGCAGCGUAGCAGGUCAGUGAGUGGCAAGAAAAUCUGUACUUUCUGUGACAACCCGCUGGGGAAGGGAGCGGCCAUGAUCAUCGAGUCCCUCGGGCUCUGUUAUCAUUUGGCUUGUUUUAAGUGUAUCGACUGUAAGUCCGACCUGGGAGGAUCGGAGACCGGGGCUGAAGUCAGAAUACGAAACAAACAGCUCUACUGCAACUCCUGCUACAUGCGAUUCAAAAUGGGCCAACCCACCGCCAUGUGACACGGCCGUUCUCCAGCAAAUUGAUGAGGAGACUACUUAGAACAGCGACUUGCCAACGCUGCGACCACGCCAACCAGCCAGGACACAUGAUGGCAGUCUUUGACAUGAUGACAUAUAUGACUUUAGACUGCCCCGGUUGAAUAGUCAAUGAACAAAUCACUCAUACAUACUCCUUUUUGCAGCGUGUGAUUGAGAGGGUGAGCUUGAAACUUAGCUUAAGUUAAUGUGUUUAUAUGAUAUUAAGUAUUACAAUUUGUACAAAGUAUAAGGGAUGUGCAUGCACCACAGAGUUUUUAGAUGUUUUACCCUGAAACACAAGAGUCAUAUUGUCCGUAAGAGCAUUUGAGGCAGAUCUCUUUUUUUUUUUGUGACGGCUACUUUGACAGAUUCCAGCGACAGACGAGGUAUUUUAUCUUAUGUUAGAUUAAGGGAUCCCUGCAAAUAUCAGCGCAUCUAACUAAGCUUCAUUUCUGCUGAAUCUUGUGCUAUUAACACGUCAGUCGACGAAUGCAUUCUUAUCGUUUUUGUGUUAAUAUUUGUAUCAGGGGAGAAGAAAUUAGAGAUGAUGUUAAUUCAAAAUAUAUACGUAAAAUGUUCAAGGUUUGUUUGGAGAGCACUUACAAGGAGUUUGCAUUGACAGGUUGAAGAUUCCACACUUGCAGGGUUUUUUUUGUUCCUUUCCUUUCCUGAGAAAAGAUAUAUCAUCAGAUGGUAUUGAGGCAAACUUUCUUCAGUAACAUUUGUAAAUAAAAUGACCAAAUGUUAAUCCCGUCUGACUUAUUCAUUUAACUCUGAAAUUGCUUACUUAAAUUCUCAAUAUUGUACUCAGUGAUGCAAGAGCUAGCUCUGUAAUCAGAAUCCAUUUUCUAUUUUUCCUUCGCUCUCUCUCUCUAGCAUUUUCACAUCUCUCUCUUUCUCAUCACAGUGGUAAUGAAGGGAAUUUCAAUGAGGCUUUGUGCCAGGUUCAGAGGACCUGCCUGCCAUGCUCUCCACAGCCAUUUUGUCAUACAUAUUUCAUUCUGCCUGCAUGCAUUAUAUUUGAUUACACUGCGAUUUGCUGUUUUCCUGAUGUUGUUCUGCAAUUCUGUUUAAUGAAAUAUCUGCACAAACAUUUAACUGUGAUGAGCAAAUGAGUGGAAAUCUCUGAUUGCCCAGUUCUUAAAUGCAUUUAACAGAUGACAUGAGGGUGUGUUCCUGUUUUCCACAUAUGAAAAUAAACUUAUCUGAGUUUAUUUGUCGAUUAAAACAA
Messenger RNA from Lampris incognitus (smalleye Pacific opah), 5779 nucleotides. It is a transcript of the gene lmo7a, whose product is annotated as LIM domain 7a. Gene Ontology annotation, biological process: regulation of cell adhesion; regulation of signaling. The transcript is spliced from 27 exons. Gene Ontology annotation, molecular function: protein binding. The record is from RefSeq and is a predicted model, not a curated record. NCBI's taxonomy places the organism in Eukaryota, Metazoa, Chordata, Actinopteri, Lampriformes, Lampridae. The coding region runs from base 16 to 4530 and encodes 1504 amino acids.